This is a messenger RNA of Nematolebias whitei (Rio pearlfish), 2095 nucleotides long. RefSeq names its product dachshund c (gene dachc). The record is from RefSeq and is a predicted model, not a curated record. NCBI's taxonomy places the organism in Eukaryota, Metazoa, Chordata, Actinopteri, Cyprinodontiformes, Rivulidae.
AUGGCGACUCCCGCCGCUCCGGCUCUGCUCCCCGCGGCUCCGCUCGGUCACCACCCGGCGCCGAGUUCCGUCUCGCCGGCCACCAACUCCCCGCCUCCCGCGGCCACCUCCGCCGCUUCCUCCCCGGCUCCACCGGUGGCUCACCCGGCGCUGCUUCACCAGUUCCGGGCGGAGCUCCUGCUGUCCAACGGGACCGCGUUAAAGAGCGGGGCCGCCGCCAAGCCCGUGUACGCCACCGCGUCGCCCGUGGAGAGCACGCCGCAGAACAACGAGUGCAAGCUGGUGGAGGUGAAGGGGGCCAAGCUGGCCUCGUUCACGGUGAAGGGCGCGGAGCUCAUCUGCUUGCCCCAGGCUUUCGACGUGUUUCUCAAACACCUGGUCGGCGGGCUCCACACCGUAUACACCAAGCUGAAGCGGCUGGACAUCAGCCCGGUGGUGUGCAACGUGGAGCAGGUCCGAGUCCUGCGGGGGCUUGGGGCCAUCCAGCCUGGGGUGAACCGGUGCAAACUCAUCUCCCGGCAGGACUUCGAGACGCUCUACACCGACUGCACCAACGCCAGUUCUGGAUCAGUUGCCCUUCAUGAUGAUGCCACAUCCUCUGAUUCCUGCCAGCCUGGCGCCAGCCUCCGUCUCGAUGGCGAUGGGCCAGAUGAACCGGUUGAGCACACUGGCCAGCAUAGCCAAUGUGGCCCAGCUCCACGCCAAUCCACCUGCCAGAGCUCCCACCUCUGUCAUUAAGGAGCGAGUGCAGGACACCCCCUCUCCUUCGCCCUCACUGGACGACGCUCAGAUUUCAUCCAAUCACAGCAGCAGUGUGUCAAGUUCACCGUUGCCUACAGAGCGCACUGCAGACACCACACAUCAACUUCAUGAUGGCCUUUUGUCGAAUCACAGCGUGUUGGGCCACUCUCCUGGUCUGGUGCAUGGUCCCAGAGAGACAGAUGGGGCAUCAGCAGAGUACAACAAAGAGAACAAGAGGAGCCACGCUGACAGGGAGAACAGUUCCUCGGCUGCUCAGACCAGGGAGAGCUGUGACAGACACGUCUACCAGAAACCCCCGUCAGGCAGGGAGACCUGUGAGAGGGUGUCUUACUCUGCAGGACAGAAGCUCUCAGCAGGUCUCCACCACACUCCCUUCAUCUUCCCGGAAGGCUUGUCCUCCAUAGAGACCCUGCUCACAAACAUCCAGGGUCUGCUGAGGGUUGCCAUAGAGAAUGCCCGGGCACAGGAGAAGCAGGACCAGCUGGAGAGGACGGAGCUGAAGAUGGAGCUCGUCCGAGAGCGGGAGCUCCGAGAGACGUUGGAGAGACAGCUUAGCAUGGAGCAGAAAAACAGAGUUUUGAUCCAGAAACGCCUGAAGAAGGAGAAAAGGAGUAAGAGGAAACUACAGGAGGCCUUGGAGGAGGAGGUCAAACUCCGCGAUCAGGCAGAGCACAGCCUGCUGCACACUGCCAACUCACACAUAGGCCAUCAAUCACUGGCAGCGCCUCCUCACGCAGAAUCUGUGACCCAGGACGCGAACGGGAGCAGCCAUGAUGAUGACAGGCCGGACACUAAGGCGACGCAAGAGGGUAGGAUGUUCCUGCAGACGGGGUUGUUCUGAGGUCCACGGUGGAGGGACGAAUGGAUGAAUGAAGAGAUGAAUGGACGCGCGAACAGAGUGAUGAAGAUUCCUCCCUCGACAGGCAUGCUCGCUCCCACAGUGGCAUCUGAGACACAAAUCUCCACCUCCCCCACAUUUCAAGGGAAACAUCCGAACUUUCUUGUUGCUCUCUUGUUUAAUUUAUUGAACUUAUCCAAUCUCAGCCGUAGUGGAAAGAGUACUUUAUUCUGAUGUUGUGUUUGUGUUUAUUUCAGUUAAAACUUUUAGGUCCUAAACGACAAGAGUUGUUUGUUUUUGUUCCCCUUUAUCAGUGCUGUUUAUUUGGACACAAGUGACAAAUAUAACUUGUAACAGAGUUGUGUACAUAUAUAUAGUCAUCAUUUUUAUUAAUUAUUAUAUUAUUUGGAGGGGGAAAAAGACACAAUGGCAUGUUGUACAGUCAGUAAGUGACUUGUAUUGUGUAUGUUAUGCAGUAGUGCAGUUUGACAAUAC